AAAACAUUUAAAAAAUUUAAAAUAUGUAGAACAAUUUUUAUUUGUUGUUCGGUGGGUCGUAUGCGUAAUAUUGUAAUCAAAUGGGAACAUUUCUUGAGCAUUUUAAAAUAUUUUAAGAUAUUGUAGUUGAAUGGGAACAUGUUCUGAACAUUUGGAAAAUAUUAAAAAAAAAAACAAUUAAAAAAUUUAAAAUACGUGGUAAAAUUUGUAUUUGUUGUUCAGAGGGUCGUAUGCGUAAUAUUGUAAUUAAAUGCGAAUAUUUUCUGAACAUUUGAAAAUAUUGUAAUUAAUUAGUCAAAUUUUCUGGACAUUUGGAAUAAUAUAAAGAACAUUUUAAGAAAGGUAAAAAAUGAAAACAAUUUUAAUCGACUGUUCAGUGGGUCGUAUGCGUAAUAUUGUAAUUAAAUGGGAAUAUAAUUUCUGAAGAGUUGGAAAAUAUGAGAAACAUUUUCAAAAUUUAAAAUGUGGAGUAAAAUUUGUAGUAAAAUUUGUAUUUGUUGUUCAGCGGGUCGUAUGCGUAAUCAGUGUAAUCAGUGUGUAAUAAAUAGAAAUUGUGUUGGAAAAAAUGUUGGAAAAAGAUAAAAAUAACUGAUGAGCAAACUAAAACUGGCUUAAUUAAGGAGAGGAGAGCUGCAAGUUGUCAAAGUCCGUUCCGUUGGCUCGCUUGAUGAGAUUGAUGCGCUGAUCCAUUGAUUAACAAAUGCCAGCAGCAAAGUUGUUCUGGCUCUUAUUGUUGUACUAAUUGUUAAUGCAGUAGCUGUAGUAAUUGUUGUUGUUGUUGUUGUUGUCAGUGCUAGUAGUUGUAUUUCGUUGUUGUUGUUGUUGUUGUUGCUGAGAGUGCAAAUAUGUGUUGCAUCCGGCGAAAAAAAAACAAAAACCAAAAACUAAACACAGCCAGUUGAUGACGAUUUUAACGGGCCGAAAACAAUGGGGAUGAGUCGUUGAGUUGAUCUCAGCUGAGUUGCGUUGAGUUCAGGUGAGAGCACCCUUAUAAAUGGGCAUGUGAUGAGCGGCAGCUCGAUUAGUUUGGUCCACACAGUUGUCACUUAACUUUACUGUUAAUCUCUAGCCAAGUUCAAGUUUAGUUACACUUUUUUUUGGUUACUAUGCGGCACUCGAAAUUGCUGCUUAGCGCGCUGCUUUUGGCCAGUUGCUUGGCUUUGGCGACGCCUUCAUUGCUGCAGCUCAAGAAGAAGCUGCUCUUUGGCCAUGGCGGUGGCGGUGGCGGUGGCGGUGGCUUUGGCGGUGGUUUUGGCGGUGGCGGUGGAUUUGGUGGCGGAGGCGGCUUUGGAGGUGGCGGUGGCUAUGGUGGAGGCGGUGGCUAUGGCGGUGGAGGAGGCGGAGGUGGUAACUACCAUGGAGGAGGAGGAGGAGGCAACUAUCAUGGCGGAGGAGGAGGAGGCAACUAUCAUGGAGGGGGAGGAGGAGGCAAUUAUGGAGGCGGCGGCGGCGGUUAUCCUCAGUGGGGAGGCGGCGGCGGAGGUGGAGGAGGCAACAGCUACGCCAGCAGCAGCGCCAACAGCUACAGCUAUGGAUCCGGAGGCGGAGGGAGCAGCAAUGCUUAUGCCAAGGCAUCGGCCAACGCCUAUUCGGGCAGCUGGUAAACCACAAAGAAGUGGAAGCCACAAAGCAAACUUCAAAUUUAUUAUUAUUUUAUAAGUUGUUUUUUUGCGUUUUUUUUUGAGUGUUGUUUAUUAGUUUGGCGAAUAAAAGAAAUGAAAUUUAA
Drosophila sulfurigaster albostrigata is the source of this 1726-nucleotide messenger RNA. RefSeq lists its product as uncharacterized. Bases 1107 to 1604 code for a protein of 165 amino acids. The record is from RefSeq and is a predicted model, not a curated record. The transcript has 2 exons. NCBI's taxonomy places the organism in Eukaryota, Metazoa, Arthropoda, Insecta, Diptera, Drosophilidae.